AUGGCGGCUAUACCGAUCAUUGUUAAGCAUGCCGGCAAGCGCCACGAAGUCGAGCUCGAUCCGACGUCCAACGGCGAAACCCUCAAGUACCAGCUAUUCUCCCUGACCGGUGUUGAACCCGACCGUCAAAAGGUCUUGAUCAAGGGUGGCCAGCUCAAGGAUGAUACUCCACUUUCCUCUCUCAACGCCAAACCCGGGCAGAUGUUCAUGAUGAUGGGCACACCAUCCGGAGGCCAGGGUUCCGCUGACCUCGGUCGGCCGAAGGAGACUGUCAAGUUCUUGGAGGAUAUGACCGAGGCGGACCUGGCCCAGCAGGAGGGUGCUACACCGGCUGGUUUGCAGAAUCUGGGCAACACAUGCUACCUCAAUUCCUCUCUACAAGCUUUGCGGAGUGUCCCGGAGCUCCAAGAAGAGCUUCUUCGAUAUCGUCCAACUGCAGGAGCUGGCGGCUCAGGUCUGUCCGAUCUCAGUAGCUUUGGUCUUGGUGGUCUGGGAGGUUCGCGCGAUUUGGCCGCUGCUCUACGAGAUCUGUUCAAGCAAAUGUCCGAGACCCAGGAAGGCAUUCCUCCAUUGAUGUUCCUAAACGCCCUCCGGGCCGUUUUCCCUCAAUUCGCUCAACGUGACCGAAACGGACAAGGAUACGCCCAGCAGGAUGCCGAGGAAGCUUUCUCUCAAAUUAUCAACCAGCUGAGAGCCAAGCUGACCAUUACGGAAGGUGAGGGAGAGUCUGCCACGAAAACCUCGUUUGUGGACAAAUACCUUGCAGGGCAAUUCGAGUCCGUCACCGAAUGCGAGGACCCGGCCGCCAAAGAACUCGGCGAGGAACCAAGCCAAAGUUCCGACGUGUUUUACAAGCUUGAUUGUCAUAUUGGAAAGGAAACCAACCAUUUGCAAGAUGGAAUUCUGUCUGGUUUGGAAGAGCACAUUGAAAAGAACUCUCCUCUUUUGGGUACCAACUCUCUAUACAAAAAGCGAUCCCGUAUUGCCCGGCUACCCAAGUACCUUACGGUGCACUUUGUCCGCUUCUACUGGAAGCGUGAGACUCAGAAGAAGGCGAAGAUUAUGCGCAAGGUGACAUUCCCAGCCGAGUUGGAUGUGGUGGAGUUCUGCACCGACGAUCUUCGCAAGCAGCUCAUCCCAAUUCGGGAUAAGGUUCGCGAGAUCCGCAAGGAGGAAGUGGAUGUUGAGCGUGCCCAGAAGCGCCAAAGGAUUGCCGUGGAGCGUGAAGAGCGCCAGAAGAAGGAAACCGACCUGGGAGAGAGUGUGGAGCCCAUGCAAAAGAAGAAGGCAGCCGAGGAGAGCAAGGCUAAGUCCAAAGACAAGGACGGCGAUAGCCAGAUGGAGGAGACUUUCAAGACGGAUGCCGAAUACGAAGCCGAGAAGGCGGAGUCUAUCCGCGUCGCCAAGAAAGAACUCCAAGAGCUGGUGAAGCAACAGAGUUCUGGAGACAGCGGAACCAACCAGUCUGGCUUGUACGAGCUUCGUGCUGUGAUUACCCACCAGGGUGCUAGCGCCGACAGCGGCCACUACACGGCAUAUGUCAAAAAGCAGAACAAAGACAAUACUCAGACCGGCAGCAAGCGCCGCGAAGAGGAUGACAAGUGGUGGUGGUUCAACGACGAUACUGUGACCGAGGUCGAGGCACAGAAGAUCGAGACUCUUUCCGGUGGUGGUGAAUCCCACUCUGCUCUCAUUUGUCUUUACCGUGCUAUUGAUCUGCCUACGGAAACGAUGAACAUGAGUGAUGCUCGUCUCCACGCCAUUAUUACCACCGAUGACGAUCCGGCUCACGUGACCUUAGCCUCGGCUCUCAAAGAUCCGUUGAAUGCAUUCUCAUCUCUGAGCAAUGUGAUCACAAUGAUCCAUUCUCGCAUCCUUCCGGCUCUGCGCCAAUCUACGACACGAACACGAACCUCUUGGCGAGUAUCGGUCCGAAAGUCCAGCACCGCACCCAAUGCCUCUACCCGACCAUCGCGGUGGCCGCGCCGUCUAAUCUAUGCGGGAAUAUUUGGAGCGCUUGGCGUGGGUGCAGGGAAAUGGAUGGACGACAAAGUCUCAGCGCCACCAGCUCCAGGGUCUGUAGAGGACCGAAUGGAGCUUCAGGAAAUACAACGCGUGUUCGACAUUGGUCUGCCCAUCGUGCAGGAGCUGCGCCGCAACUCAGAUUAUGUGGAGAAGGACGUCUACGAGAACUUCUCGGAGGACCAUAAGGAACAGCGGCUGACUUCUGGCCCCUUGGCUGGUAGCAGAGGUCUAGGAUUACAGAAAGUAUUUUGGAACGACAAAGAGAAGAAAAUCGUUAGCGUGGUCUUCCUUGGGCCAGGCCUGGAAGGCUGGCCAACGAUGGUUCAUGGCGGCGCGCUGGGCACGGUCAUCGAUGAGAACUUGGGACGAGUAGCUAUUCGGCAUUUCCCUGCGCGAACUGGUCUUACAGCCAACCUCAACCUCAACUACCGUGCCCCAGUCUACUCGGAUAAUUUCUAUACCUUGCAUACAACCCUAGACCAGGAACGAAGCACGGACAGUAAGGGCUAUGCCAAGUGUGAAGUCCGCGAUAUGGCAGGCCGACUCUGUGUCGAGGCAACGGGUCUUUUUGUUGUCCCCAAGAAACUGCAGCUCGCUAAAGUCGGGGACCACUUUUGA
Penicillium arizonense is the source of this 2643-nucleotide messenger RNA. RefSeq lists its product as uncharacterized. The record is from RefSeq and is a predicted model, not a curated record. Gene Ontology annotation, biological process: protein deubiquitination; proteasome-mediated ubiquitin-dependent protein catabolic process; regulation of proteasomal protein catabolic process. The transcript is spliced from 6 exons. NCBI's taxonomy places the organism in Eukaryota, Fungi, Ascomycota, Eurotiomycetes, Eurotiales, Aspergillaceae. Bases 1 to 2643 code for a protein of 880 amino acids. Gene Ontology annotation, molecular function: proteasome binding; cysteine-type deubiquitinase activity; protein binding.